Molecule: messenger RNA, 3573 nt
Organism: Cyprinodon tularosa
Lineage: Eukaryota; Metazoa; Chordata; Actinopteri; Cyprinodontiformes; Cyprinodontidae
Gene: cpne4b
Product: copine IVb
Exons: 16
Coding region: 351-2015 (554 amino acids)
Biological process (GO): cellular response to calcium ion
Cellular component (GO): plasma membrane
Molecular function (GO): calcium-dependent phospholipid binding
Source: RefSeq, a predicted model, not a curated record
CCAGUUAAGUGGCGCACCGUCCCUCCUCCUCCUCAUAUUGAGCCCGGAGCGCAGCAAAGCGCACAGAGGGAAUCCUCUCCAUCCUGGAACGAGCUGCAUUUCAACCCCGCUUCGUCAGUCAGCGCCCCAAAACUGCUCGUGCUCUGCAGUGCAGGAGGAGGGAGGUCUAAGUGGGAGUGUGUAGGUGUGUGUGUGUGUGUGUGUGUGUGUAGGGGGGACAUAUCUACACAAGAGGGAGAUGGGACCGGAGGCGUCAGGUAUUCGUGGUUGAUGAAUGAAGGGCAGCGAAGUUCUUCUGCUCAUCUCGGAUCUUUCUUUCAGGACUCUGUGUGUGUGAUUGCGCGUUCAGCAUGAGUAACAUCUAUGAGUCUGCAGAGGCCACGCUGGGCUUCAUUAGUUCUCCAUGCCUGACCAAAGUGGAGCUGAGAGUGGCCUGCCGAGGGAUCUCAGACCGCGAUGCCCUCUCCAAACCAGACCCGUGUGUCGUGCUGAAGAUGCAGUCACACGGCCAGUGGUUCGAGGUGGACCGUACAGAAGUGAUCCGCAGCAGCAGUGGUCCGGUCUUCUCUAAGGUCUUUCUGGUAGAUUACUACUUCGAGGAGGUCCAGAGGCUACGAUUUGAGCUGCUAGACAUCAGCUCUGGCAACAAUGGCCUCCGUGACGCGGACUUCUUGGGAGCCAUGGAGUGCACCUUGGGACAGAUUGUCUCACAGAGGAAACUGACCAAAGCUCUACUCAAGCAAGGAAACACUACUGGAAAGUCCUCAAUAAUGGUGACAGCAGAGGAGUUGUCGGGGAAUGACGAUUACGUUGAACUCUCUUUCAGCGCUCGGAAGCUUGAUGACAAGGAUUUCUUCAGUAAGUCAGACCCUUUUCUGGAAAUUUUCAGAGUGAAUGACGAUGGGACUGAGUCGCUUGUACAUCGAACUGAGACAGUGAUGAACAACCUGAGCCCUGUUUGGAAAUCCUUUAAAGUUUCCUUGAACACUCUUUGCAGUGGUGACCAUGACAGAGAGCUAAAGUCUACAGUUUGGGACUGGGACUCCAAUGGCAAACACGACUUUAUUGGAGAGUUUCAGACCACUUUUAAGGAGAUGAUGAGGGCAGAGCAGGAGGGCAAACAGAUCCAGUGGGAAUGCAUUAAUCCUAAAUAUCAGAUGAAGAAAAAGAAUUACAGAAACUCUGGUACUGUAAUACUCAACCACUGCAAGAUCAUCAAAAUGUACUCUUUCUUGGAUUACAUCAUGGGAGGCUGCCAGAUUCAGUUCACGGUGGCCAUCGACUUCACAGCAUCCAAUGGAGAUCCGAGAAAUAGCUGCUCCCUCCAUUACAUCCAUCCUUACCAACCCAAUGAGUACCUCAAAGCACUGGUGGCUGUAGGGGAGAUCUGCCAGGACUAUGACAGUGAUAAAAUGUUCCCUGCAUUUGGUUUUGGAGCUUUGAUACCGCCAGACUUCAAGGUUUCACAUGACUUUGCUGUGAACUUUGAUGAGGAAAAUCCAGAAUGUGCUGGGAUCCAAGGCGUGGUGGAGGCCUAUCAAAACUGCCUUCCUAAAAUCCAGCUGUACGGGCCCACCAACAUCGCCCCAAUUAUCCACAAAGUGGCCUCCUCAGCCUCCGAGGAGAUGCACACCAAAGAGGCCAUGGAAUACUUCAUCCUGCUAAUCCUGACAGACGGAGUCAUCACUGACAUGGCGGACACUCGGGAGGCUAUCGUGCAUGCCUCUCAUCUGCCCAUGUCUGUCAUUAUCGUUGGCGUGGGCAACGCCGACUUCACUGACAUGCAGAUCCUUGACGGCGACGAUGGGAUCCUGCGUUCCCCCAAGGGCGAGCCAGUUCUCCGGGACAUCGUCCAGUUUGUCCCCUUCAAGGACUUCAAACAUGCCUCUCCGGCUGCUUUGGCUAAGAGUGUUCUAGCAGAAGUCCCGAACCAAGUGGUGGAUUACUACAAUGCGAAAGGAAUCAAACCUAAGUGUAUAUCGGACUACGAGUCCUCAAGAACCUUCAGCCCCUGACAAUGUAUUACAUGCAACAUAUUUCUAAUCAAACACUCAUAUAAAUAUAUAAGUUUCAGGGGUAUAAUGAUAAAUCCAGUUGAUGAGAUUAGAUAAGAUGACACUUAAUCUGUUCACAACAACGAGGUGAGACAAUAUUUUGGUAAUAGUCUUGGAAAUCAAAUUUUCUGCAUAAAGCAACACUGUAUAACUUUUGGCCCAAUUAUCAGCUUAAUUAAAGGAUUUUUUUAGGUAAAUAUAAAUACUCAGUAUAGCAUGUAUCUAACUCCAGAGGGUUGGAUCUGAUGUGAUUCAAAGCGGCGCUUUACGGCAGUCUGAGCUCUGUAUAAAUCUGAGCAUUAACGAAGAUGAAUUUUGUUGCUUAGCAACAAAGACAUACUUUUGUUUCCCUGUUGAGAGGUGAAUGUGGCCUUGUCUUUAAAGGUAACUAAGGGCGCUAAUCCUGGAAGUUGCAGGUCUAGCACCCCUAGUGGCUAAUAGUUACACAGUGUUUCUUCUUACAUUUGAGGUUAUUAUGCUUGUCUGAUUAUUUGAAGAUAUGGCACCUUGAAAAAUUAAAUUAAUUACUUUUUGUGCUUUUGCAAUUGAAUGAAAGUUUUAUUAAUCCUAAUUAAGUUUUACAGAAUCUCCACCCAGUGUAGAAAUAUCGAUUUCUGGUUUGAAUUUUCAAGUAUUUUAGAUUUUGAUCUAGAAAUGAAAUGUAAUCUGUAUUUUCCUUUUAUUCUCUACGUCUUUAAGGUGCUGUCUCACAGAUUCCUACCUUGCCAUGUAUGUCCGGUAUCUAAACCUGGGUUUUAUGAAGGUGUUAAUUCAAUUAAGUAGAUUUCAUGAAACAAUAAGUCCUGUCAUGCCUUUGAAGUAUGAAUGUCCUUUUUUGAUACCUUUCUGGUUUUAAUAGUAUGUACUGGGAUCAAGACUGUUGAAUUCACAGUGUAUAUCUGCAAUAUGACAUAGUAGGUUAUAUUUUACAUUAAAUCAUUGUGUUGUUGUGAUGUGUUUUUAAAUUCAAAGAUCAACCCUUAGGGAAAUAAAUAACAAUUCUCUAUAGGUGACCAAAGGUGGCCAGAUAAAAAAUUAGCUGCAAUAAUGAGAAAAUAGUCUUGUAUAGUAUUUUGCAUCAUUAAUAUUAUGUUAUUUUUUUCAAUAUGUGCUUACAGAUACAGAGCCACAAGUGCUCUGAAGGUGGCAUACAAUUACUCCAUACAAGGCAUGUUAGAGCUGUUGGUAUCAUGCUUCAUGAUUAUUUGACAUAUCUAAAAAAGUUUGGCUUCGCUGGUAAUCAAGUAAUUUAGUCUGUAGAAUUACAUGUCUAAGAAUGCCCGAUUAGAGCAAUAUUAGGCUCUGGCAGCUCAUCCUUGUGUGCCAUGAAAACACAAGGCAAUAAACCUAUACUGUAACUGGGGUAUGAAGUUUAGGUCCAGUAGGAACCUGUGAAGCAGACCCUAAAUGGGCAUCGUUAGUGGCAGUUAGCCAGAUGGGGUAUAGCGACACUGCUUUAAGAACUUGUUUGAAUCUUGUCUCUUAUUGUUCUUAUGUUCUUUUGUGGAGCUAAAACCCU